Paramecium octaurelia is the source of this 576-nucleotide messenger RNA. Lineage: Eukaryota; Ciliophora; Oligohymenophorea; Peniculida; Parameciidae. The record is from the annotation of a GenBank genome assembly.
AUGCUUUUAAAGAAAUUUAUUGAUUUAACUGAUGGAGUUAUCUCUCGAUUCACAUGCAUUGCUGAAAACUCUAGACUAGAUAUAAAUAUAACAAUUGGAAUUAUUUGCAGAUUAACAAUUUUUACGCUUAUAAUAUUGUUUAAGGAUAUAAAAUAAUAUUCUAUUGGGGAGGUCAUUGCUUGGAUAAUAGCGGGGCUAGUCUAGCAUCUAUAUAUAUUGUUGAUUGAAAAGAAAUAUAUGUUGCUAGGGUUAUGCACGACAUUGGAUAGGGAAAUUUAAUAUAAAAUUAUGGAUUCUCUGCAACUUUUAAUAGGAAUAAUAUUUUUAAUAUUAAAUUUAAGGUCAUACAUAGAAAUAAUAGCCUUGGUUUUAUUUUCAAUCAACUUUGUGUUGGACUUAUUUUUUAUCAUUGUUAAAAUUAAAAUAAAUCAAGGCUAUGCAAACGACUAUGUAAAAGAAGGAGGUGCUUAUUAAUUUUGUAUAGGAUUUUNUUAUUUGAAAAAAAUAAGAAGAGUAAAAGUAGGAAACAUUAGACUUAUAAAAAAGAAAAGUACAAUUAUUUUUUAUUCAAGUUGA